UUGUUUUGGUUCCCAGCUGAUCUGAAGCCAAGAUCAGGAUUAAGACAGCAAUGGUUAACUGCUGACUUACCCAACCGAGGCUGACCUUAGUGCUGACCUUAUUUGUGACCCUACCAUGCUGACCAGGCUGACCCGCGCCCUGACCUCCCCCUCUGUGAGGGAAGGGGUGAGGGGCCUACACAGAACAGCCCCCACUGCCAGCGACUCACUCUUUGUGCACCGGGACACAGUACAGAACAAUCCGGACACAGCGUUUGAGUUUACACCAGAGAACAAGAAGCGUGCAGAGGCCAUCAUCUCAAUCUACCCUGAUGGCCACAAGAAGGCUGCGGUCAUCCCAUUACUUGACCUGGCCCAGCGGCAGGUCGGAAACUGGCUCCCCAUCACGGCCAUGCACGCUGUGGCCAAGAUGCUCGACAUGCCCAGAAUGAGAGUGUAUGAGGUGGCCACAUUCUACACCAUGUAUAUGAGGAAUCCAGUUGGCAAGUACCACAUCCAGGUGUGCACCACGACCCCCUGCUGGCUGCGGGGGUCGGACCAGGUCAUGGCGGUGAUCAAGGACAAACUGGGCCUUACUCCCGGCCACUCCACCAAGGACGGACUCUUCACUCUCUCGGAAGUAGAGUGUCUUGGUGCCUGUGUCAACGCGCCCAUGAUGCAGAUUAAUGAUGAUUAUUAUGAAGACCUCGCUGAGUCUGACGUAGUGGAGAUCCUGGACACCCUGACGGCCGGCAAGAAACCCAAGGCCGGCCCUCGCAAUGGCCGGUUCGCUGCUGAGCCGGCAGGGGGACUCACCAGCCUCACCACCCCACCCCCCGGCCCAGGCUUCAGGGUACGCGACGACCUUUAAUGACCCAGCUUGACCCGUCCGGAGGUGAGGUGAGGGCGGCAGUGACCCGGGAUGGCACCAGUGUACAUACAACAGAAAACGGUGACCUGACCUCCCCUGCGUCCCGUUUUCUAUGCGUUUGGUGGAUUAUUGGGGGAAAAAAUGUAAUAAUGUAAUUUUGUGUAAUAAAUGGAGUUGUAAUUCA
Portunus trituberculatus (swimming crab) is the source of this 1034-nucleotide messenger RNA. RefSeq names its product NADH dehydrogenase [ubiquinone] flavoprotein 2, mitochondrial-like (gene ND-24). The transcript has 7 exons. The coding region runs from base 116 to 850 and encodes 244 amino acids. The record is from RefSeq and is a predicted model, not a curated record. Gene Ontology annotation, biological process: mitochondrial electron transport, NADH to ubiquinone. Lineage: Eukaryota; Metazoa; Arthropoda; Malacostraca; Decapoda; Portunidae. Gene Ontology annotation, molecular function: NADH dehydrogenase activity.